This is a messenger RNA of Paecilomyces variotii, 1432 nucleotides long. RefSeq names its product putative serine/threonine protein kinase. Gene Ontology annotation, molecular function: ATP binding; protein kinase activity. Gene Ontology annotation, biological process: mitotic spindle organization; regulation of cytokinesis; protein phosphorylation. Gene Ontology annotation, cellular component: spindle microtubule; spindle pole centrosome; spindle midzone. The transcript has 3 exons. Bases 132 to 1277 code for a protein of 381 amino acids. NCBI's taxonomy places the organism in Eukaryota, Fungi, Ascomycota, Eurotiomycetes, Eurotiales, Thermoascaceae. The record is from RefSeq and is a predicted model, not a curated record.
ACUCUCUACAAUCCAGCAAACUGAAUUACCUCCUCCAGCCUCUUGGACGAUGACCCAGAUCUGAAUAGAAUAUCUGCUUUCGAUAUAUUCUGUGUUGAUCGCUCCCAUCACAUCCUAUUCCCACUGCUAUCAUGGCGACGAAGACUUUGGAGGCUCGCUUAGAGCAUUUGUCCAUCAAUGAUGAGAACGCCUCAACGAAGAACGCCAAUACAUACGGCAAGCAGAAGGGAUCGGUUUCAACGGCCGUUUCUAUCUCAGGACUUGGGUCAUCAGGGCAGCAGAGCUCUAGAUCCAAUCUGUUGAAGCUUGCAUUGCAGAAUACCAAUGAAGCAAGAACUAAUGCGAGAGAUCCCGCUUCUCCCCGCAAGUCCAAUGCGGAGGAGGAUAGCCAGAACCCGUCAGCUCCUCUUUACCAGCAGCCGGCUGAGCCGAAAAAGCUGCACCUCGGCAUGUUUGAGAUUGGAAAGCCUCUCGGAAAGGGCAAAUUUGGAAGAGUAUAUCUGGCCAAGGAGCGAUCAUCUGGAUUUAUCUGUGCGCUCAAGGUGCUCCACAAAUCCGAGUUACAGCAAGGAGGAGUCCAGAAACAAGUCAGACGAGAGAUUGAGAUCCAGAGUAAUCUACGGCACCCCAACGUCCUACGUCUCUUUGGUCAUUUCCAUGACAGCAAGCGCAUAUUCCUGAUCCUCGAAUUCGCCGGGAAAGGAGAGCUCUACAAACAUCUGCGGAAGGAGAGUCGCUUUCCGGAGUGGAAAGCCGCUCAAUACAUUGCGCAGAUGACGGCGGCUCUUAAGUACUUGCACAAGAAGCAUGUCAUGCACCGUGACAUCAAGCCAGAGAAUAUCCUCGUUGGAAUCCAUGGAGAGAUCAAGAUCAGCGAUUUCGGAUGGAGUGUCCAUGCACCGAACAACAGGAGGCAAACUAUGUGUGGAACGCUCGACUACCUUCCUCCAGAGAUGCUGCAUUCUGGCUCUCAGCCUAACUACUACAGCGAAAAGGUGGACCUGUGGAGUUUGGGUGUGCUCACAUACGAGUUCUUGGUCGGCGAGGCGCCCUUUGAAGACACUCCCGUUAUGACCCAGAGAAGGAUAAGGAGAGGUGAAAUGACUAUUCCAUCCUUCGUGAGUCCUGAGGCUAGGGACCUAAUAGAGAGGCUGCUGGUGCUCGAUCCGGAAAAGAGGAUUCCGCUGGACGAAAUCCAACGACACCCGUGGAUUUUGAAACAUUGCAUGAAGAGCGACAAGACCACAGAGAAAGCAUCUAAAGAUGGCAGAGUAUAGACAGGUCAGAAUCGCUCUGAUCUUCUUGAUUAAUAUAUUUGCAUGGAGUUUGGGUUCGGAUCAGGAUCACGGAUGGCUGAGCGUUCAUGGUGUUUGACAUCUAUGGCAGGAGUUUUUCUUUGCAUUAUUGGUGAUAAUCUACUAUACAGACGGUU